UGUAAUAACAAAUAUAAUAUUAAGCGUGUACAAUUAUCUUGAUACGUUCGUAUAACCCGAAAACGUCGGAAAAGUACUCAAAACCUUCACGCCUGUUCAUCGUCAGAUCUCUCCUAAAAUUUUCCAUUUGCAGGAUUCGCUAUCAUGGCCAAUUACGAGGAAUCAAGCCCUCUUUUAGCAAAUCAAUCUCUUCAUCUAGACGCCAACAACGAUCCACAAUCAAACGUAACCAUCAACGACGAAAAUAACAAGAAAUCCACCACCAAAACCCCGAUCCCCAAUUCACAGAAAGCUGCUGUGGCGGCGGACACGAAGCAGUCUUCACCUCCGGUAGCAUCAGGGUUUCAUCAUGCUGUUUACGGCUGGACUGCUGACGGAUUGCCAUUGACUAAUGGCGGUGCUAAUGUGAUGGGAGAGCCGAUGCCUAGGGCUCAAUGGGACUCGGGUCUAUUUGCGUGUCUAGGUCGUAACGAUGAGUUCUGUAGCAGCGAUCUUGAAGUCUGUCUUCUUGGGAGUGUGGCCCCUUGUGUGAUUUACGGAAGCAACGUUGAAAGACUUGGAUCUACUCCUGGAACUUUCGCAAAUCAUUGCUUACCUUACACUGGCUUAUACCUAAUUGGGAACUCCUUUUUCGGAUGGAAUUGCAUGGCCCCAUGGUUCUCAUAUCCCACUCGCACAACAAUCCGUAGAAAGUUCAACCUUCAGGGUAAUUGGGAAUCAAUGAGCAAAUCAUGUGGUGGAUGUUGUGAUGUGGAUGAAGAACAACUAGAACAAGCAGAAAUAGCUUGUGAUUUUGCAACUCAUGUUUGUUGUCAUCCUUGUGCUCUUUGUCAAGAAGGGCGUGAGAUUCGUCGUAGGGUUCCUCAUCCUGGAUUUGGGGCUCAACCGAUGCUGGUUAUGAUCCCUCCUAGGGAGCAGACCAUGGGUAGGCAUGGAGCUUGAAAAGUGAAUGAGAAUGGAAUUCAAGAUUUGUUUCUUUAAAUGUGUUUCUUGAAAAGAUAUUAUAUACUUAUAGUAAUAUGUGUGUAAAUAAAUCACAAGGUGAUUGAUGUUUGUUUAAAUGAAUCAAGUAAUGUUGGGUUUAAUAAAGUUCAAAUUUUAGUCCUC
Molecule: messenger RNA, 1107 nt
Organism: Lactuca sativa (garden lettuce)
Lineage: Eukaryota; Viridiplantae; Streptophyta; Magnoliopsida; Asterales; Asteraceae
Product: PLAC8 family protein
Source: RefSeq, a predicted model, not a curated record